AUGGAGGCGUCGGCUGGGCCGGGGCCGGGGGCGUCUCCAGAGGGGCCCGAAGCCCCGGAGAGGCGGCGCAAGGCACACGGGAUGCUGAAGCUGUACUAUGGUCUCCCAGAGGCCGAGCCCGGAGCCUCGGGGGCCGCCCCCGACCCGCGGGACCCCACGGACCUCAACGGCGCGCACUUCGACCCAGAAGUGUUCCUGGACAAGCUACGGAAGGAGUGCCCGCUGGCCCAGCUGAUGGACAGCGAGACGGACAUGGUCCGGCAGAUCCGGGCUCUGGACAGCGACAUGCAGACUCUCGUCUACGAGAACUACAACAAGUUCAUCUGUGCCACAGACACCAUCCGCAAGAUGAAGAAUGAUUUCCGGAAAAUGGAGGACGAGAUGGACCGCCUGGCGACCACCAUGGCUGUCAUCACGGACUUCAGUGCCCGCAUCAGCGCCACCCUCCAGGACCGCCACGAGCGCAUCACCAAACUGGCUGGUGUCCACGCUCUGCUGAGGAAGCUGCAGUUCCUCUUUGAGCUGCCCUCUCGGCUCACCAAGUGUGUAGAGCUGGGGGCCUAUGGGCAGGCCGUGCGGUACCAGGGCCGGGCUCAGGCGGUGCUGCAGCAGUACCAGCACCUGCCCUCCUUCAGGGCCAUCCAGGACGACUGCCAGGUCAUCACUGCCCGUCUGGCCCAGCAGCUACGCCAUAAGUUCAGGGAUGGCGGGGCAGGAGCCCCAGAGCUGGCAGAGUGCGUGGAGCUGCUUCUGGCUCUGGGGGAGCCGGCGGAGGAGCUGUGUGAUGAGUUCCUGGCCCAUGCCCGGGGGCGGCUGGAGGCUGAGCUGGGCAGCCUGGAGGCUGAGCUGGGCCCCUCGCCGCCAGCCCCUGACGUGCUGGAGUUCACUGACCACGGCGGCAGUGGCUUUGUGAGUGGGCUUUGCCAGGUGGUAGCGUCCUACCAAGAGCUCUUCUCUGCCCAGGGCCCGGCAGGCAUGGAGAAGCUGGUGGCUUUUGCCCGGGAGUUGGGUAGCCGCUACUUUACUCUCAUAGAGAGGCGACUGGCGCAAGAACAAGGGAGUGGAGACAAUUCACUCCUGGUGCGGGCCCUGGAUCGUUUCCACCGGCGCCUUCGGGCCCCAGGCACCAUGCUGCCUGCAGCAGGGCUGACCGAGGCGGCCACUGAAAUCGUGGAGCGGGCAGCCCAAGAGCGGCUGGGCCAGCACCUGCAAGGGCUGUGUGCUGCCUUCCUAGGCUGCCUGACCGACGUGCGCCAGGCCCUGGCUGCUCCUCGACUGGCUGGCAAGGAGGGCCCGGGCCUGGGCGAGCUCCUGGCCUCUGUGGCUGGAGCCAUCCUGGGCCACAUCAAGGCCUCGUUGGCUGCUGUGCAUCUCUUUACUGCCAAGGACGUCUCCUUCUCCAACAAGGCUUACUUCAGGGGCGAGUUCUGCAGCCAGGGCGUCCGUGAGGGCCUCAUCGUGGGCUUCAUCCGGUCCAUGUGCCAGACGGCGCGAGGUUUCUGCGACAGCCCCGGUGAGAAGGGUGGGGCCACGCCGCCAGCCCUGCUCCUGCUGCUGUCCCGGCUCUGCCUGGACUACGAGACGUCCACCAUCUCCUACGUCCUCACCCUCACCGACGAGCAGUUUCUUGGGCAGGACCAUUCCCCUGUGACCCCGGUGAGCACCCUCUGUGCGGAGGCCAGGGAGACGGCGCGGAGGCUGCUGACUCACUACGUGAAGGUCCAGGGGCUGGUUGUGUCCCAGAUGCUCCGCAAGAGCGUGGAGACCCGCGACUGGCUCACGACCCUGGAGCCCCGCAACGUGCGGGCCGUCAUGAAGCGGGUGGUGGAAGACACGACCGCCAUCGACGUGCAGGUGGGGCUCCUGUACGAGGAGGGCGUCCGCAAGGCUCAGAGCAGCGACUCCAGUAAGAGGACCUUCUCUGUGUACAGCAGCUCCCGGCAGCAGGGCCGAUACGCCCCCAGCUACACCCCCAGUGCUCCGAUGGACACAAAUCUUCUGAGCAACAUCCAGAAGCUGUUCUCAGAGCGCAUCGAUGUCUUCAGUCCUGUGGAGUUCAACAAGGUGUCAGUCCUCACUGGCAUCAUCAAGAUCAGCCUGAAGACCCUGCUGGAGUGCGUGCGGCUGCGCACCUUCGGCCGCUACGGCCUGCAGCAGGUCCAGGUGGACUGCCACUUCCUCCAGCUUUACCUGUGGCGCUUCGUGGCUGACGAGGAGCUCGUCCACCUGCUGCUGGACGAGGUGGUGGCCUCUGCUGCCCUGCGCUGCCUUGACCCCGUGCCCAUGGAGCCCAGUGUGGUGGAGGUCAUCUGCGAGCGGGGCUAGCGCCCGGCUCCCCUGACGCUCUCCCCGGGUCCUGGGUGUUCCUUCUCUCCACAGUGACGCGGCCGUUCAAACUCCCCAUCUCAGAGGGGUUCCCCUCUCUCCCUAAUAAAAAAAAGUUUUCUU
Messenger RNA from Gracilinanus agilis (Agile Gracile Mouse Opossum), 2448 nucleotides. It is a transcript of the gene VPS51, whose product is annotated as VPS51 subunit of GARP complex. The record is from RefSeq and is a predicted model, not a curated record. NCBI's taxonomy places the organism in Eukaryota, Metazoa, Chordata, Mammalia, Didelphimorphia, Didelphidae. Gene Ontology annotation, cellular component: GARP complex; membrane; EARP complex. Gene Ontology annotation, biological process: lysosomal transport; Golgi organization; endocytic recycling. The coding region runs from base 1 to 2325 and encodes 774 amino acids. The transcript has 10 exons.